UCCCUUUCGCUGUCCUCCCUGGCCUUGGUGCUUGGUGCCUGGCAUCCAGGGUCAUUUUCUUUCAUAACCACCACUGCCAUCCUUACAUUAGCAUUUGCACUGCUGUUGGGGCAAGACUCAAGUGUACGAGUGUGUGUGUGUGUGCUUGCUUGCUCGCUACAGGCCGUAUUAUGCAGGGACUCGGAAAGACAGAGAGAGGGGAUCAGGGCCGAGACAUCGACCUGACAUCGCUGAGAUCCACCAUGCCAGCCAGCGGGCCUUUGCAGGGAGGUUCACCCUCGAACCUGAACAUGAACCUGUAUGCCACCAAGAAGACAGCAGCUGAGGGCAUGUUGGACAUCGCUUUGUUCCUGGCCAACAUCACACACAUGAAGACAGUCAUCGAACAGGGUGCUGGAUACAGGUACUACGCUGCCGUCCUGACGCUCAUCUCCUUCUCUCUGGCGCUCCAGAUAGUAGCAGGAGUCCUCAUCAUCGUCAUCGCCCGCAGGGACCUGAACGUGGUGUCCAAUCAGAAACGACUUGACUACCUGAACAACCUGGCCACAGGGGUCAUCUUCGCCACCACAGUGAUCAACUUCUUCAUCAGCUUCUUCGGAUCCAAGAGGACCGGUUUCUUCCGCUGGCUGCUGGCUCGACUGCACUUCUGACACACACGCACACACACAGACACACACACACACAGACACACACACACACACACACACACACACACACACACACACACACACAGAGCAGAAACCCAUUACACAAUAUCAUCCAUGCAAACACUUACAUUUGUAAAUUUAAAGUUAACUAAGCAUACAAUGAGCGUGCACACAGACAUCCAUUUUUUACAGAGAUGAGACAACCUGUUCACGUGUGUCAAACAUCACAUCUUUUUUUUUUAUUCUGCCUUUGAAAAGUGUUUCACCAUGUCAUCUAACUAACGUAUUUUCAUUUUAACCGGCUGAAUUUCCAUGUAAAUAUUUAUAACUUCAUUUGGUCUAAUAAUGUGCCCCAAAAAAAUUGUGUGUAUUCCAUAAUGUGUAUUUCCAUCUGUUUUACACUUGUGUCUUUUGUAUUUUAAAUUGUAAAAACUUGAUAAAUCAUGAUAAUUCGUCCAAGUAGCAGACAAAAAAGAGUCAAAUGAACAAGAGACAUCCUUCUAAUGUACAUGGAAGCAGAAUAAAUAUAUUAAUUUAAGAUGAA
Labrus mixtus (cuckoo wrasse) is the source of this 1191-nucleotide messenger RNA. Its product is annotated as ninjurin-2-like. The record is from RefSeq and is a predicted model, not a curated record. NCBI's taxonomy places the organism in Eukaryota, Metazoa, Chordata, Actinopteri, Labriformes, Labridae. The transcript has 4 exons. Gene Ontology annotation, biological process: cell adhesion; tissue regeneration. Gene Ontology annotation, cellular component: membrane. The coding region runs from base 171 to 650 and encodes 159 amino acids.